CCACCCUCUCGUGGAGUAAGGUGUUCCACUGUAAUCCACUGCCGACAUGUACUACCACAUUUUCCUGGGAUUUUUGGCCGUGGUGGCCGCCUACCCUGGAAUCAUCCAUGAGGAGGCCCCACAACUAGAAGCCAAAUACGACCACCACGCCCUCAUCGGCGAAACGGGACACCAUCACCAAGUUGAGCAUGAACAUGCCAAGUCACACCAGUCGAUCAAAUUCGAGCACUUCCACCCAGUCCCCGUGUACGUGAAGAAAGAACACAGCCAUCUGCUGAAGCAUCCUCUCGAGAAGGGCAAGUCUGAGCAGAACCUGAAGCUGAUCCACCCCGAGACUGAGCACAAACAUGGCGGCGGUCUGGUUCUCGAGGACGACAGGCACAACACCGACCACGCUGCUGCUCUCGAGCAUCAUGGCUUCGAGCACGGAGGCUUCGAGCAUCUGUCCGGUGGCUUCGAAGGUGGUCACGGAGGUUUUGAAGGUGGCCAUGGAGGAUUCGAAGGCUACAGCGGCGGUGAGGGCCUAAAAGCUUACGCAGAGCUUGCCCAACCUGAAGCCGGCGAAGGACACUACUACGCGGAGGCGGGACACGCACUCGCCGACUCUGGCGAGAGUUACAAAUACGACAGCUAUUAACUGCAUUUACCAGAGACUACCACGGGCAUGUCGCGUGGAGUUCACUCCACCGUCUAAAGUAACUUUAGGUCUAUCUCUUGCCUGUUGAUAUUAGUACACAUAAGGUUAGAUCGUAGCUUGAGACUAAUAUGUAUUCAGCUUACGUUAUGCAGUUGAAAUGUGUCUUGUAGAUCCAAAAUGUACCUGAUCUAGAAUUAAUUCUAAAAUCGUAUUUAGGAAGUUUGUAUGUAGGUCUUGAAUUUAUUGUUGUAGAUUCUAGGCAUUGCGCGGCGAUUAAAUUAUGAGAAGUUAGGAACAGUUUAGAUAGGGUGUUAGAAAGUACCGCGCGAUGUGUUUCUGAGUUGAUCGACUGCUUGUUCGUGUGAUUGUUUUCUAUGUAAUUGUUCUCUCGCUUGAUUCUCGUAUUAGUGAUUAUUGUGACUUAGGCGAUCGUUGAUUGAGUCCCAGAG
Molecule: messenger RNA, 1086 nt
Organism: Spodoptera littoralis (African cotton leafworm)
Lineage: Eukaryota; Metazoa; Arthropoda; Insecta; Lepidoptera; Noctuidae
Source: the annotation of a GenBank genome assembly